AUGGCCCUCGCAACCGCCUCAACCCUAACCCUAUCAACCUACCUGAACGCAAAACACCACAUCGCCAAAGACCUCACCUCCCUCCUAAACAUCGCCUCCGCAACCCGCAAACUCGCGCACGACACCGCCUCCGGCACCCUAAACACCUGGCACACAUUCUCCGCAUCCGCCUCAAGAUACCCGGAUGCCAUCGCGAUCUGGUCGCGCGAGGGGACAUACACGUACGCGGAGACGCAGACCCUCGCGUCGCAAUACGCGCACUUCUUCCUCGCGCGCGGCGUGAAGCGCGGCGCCCUCGUUGCGUUCUACCUGCAGAACCGGCCGGAGUUUAUAUUUGCGUGGCUGGGGCUUUGGGUGCUGGGGUGUGCGCCUGCCGCGAUUAAUUAUAAUCUUGCGGGGGAUGCGCUGGUGCAUUGUUUACGGAUUAGUGGGGCGCGCUUAGUGCUUGUUGAUGAUGAGGUUGGGUGUCUUGGGCGCAUGAGGGGCGUGCAGGGGGAGGUGGAGGGGUUGGGGAUGGAGAGGGUUGUUGUUGAUCGGAUGUUUAUUGGGAGUGUUAUACCUGCGUUUCCGGGUACGAUUCCGGAAGAUGGGAGGUUGGCGAAGGAUACGCCGGGCGAGUACCCGGCUAUUUUGCUGUAUACGUCUGGCACGACGGGGAUGCCGAAGGGAUGCGCAUUCACAACCGCCCGCCUCCACCAAUCCAUCCUCCUCCGCCGGUCCGGCAUGCCCGACAAGUCCGGCCCAACCGGCGACAGAUGGUACUCGUGCAUGCCGCUGUACCACGGGACGUCCGCAACAGCGCUGAUAAUCAGCCUAGCGAGCGGCCUCUCCAUCGCCCUCGGGCGCAAAUUCAGCGUGUCCAAUUUCUGGCCCGACAUCCGCGACUCCGACAGCACGGCCUUCGUCUACGUCGGCGAGGCAGCGCGGUACCUGCUCGCUGCACCGCCGUCACCGCUCGACAAAACCCACCGCGUGCGCGUGAUGUACGGGAACGGAUUGAGGCCGGAUAUCUGGGUGCGGUUUCGCGAGCGGUUUGGGGUUGCUGAGGUCGGCGAGUUCUUCAAUAGCACGGAGGGCGUGUUCGCGCUGUUCAACUAUAACCGCGGGCCCUUUGGGGCUGGGGCCGUAGGACACCAUGGGGCGCUAAUGCGGUUCCUCAUGCGGAAUACGUAUGUGCCUGUGCUUAUUGACCCUGAGACGGGGGAUGUGCGGCGGGAUCCGGAGACGGGGUUUGUGGUUCGUGCGCCGUACGAGGUUGGCGGGGAGAUGCUGGUCAAUGUGACUGUGCCCGGGAAGGAGGCGUUCCAGGGGUACUGGGAGAACGAGGAGGCGACGGACAAGAAGUUCCUGCGGGACGUGUUUAGGAAGGGGGAUCUGUGGUACCGGUCUGGGGAUGCGUUGCGGCGGGACGGGGACGGGCGGUGGUACUUCCUUGAUCGGCUGGGGGAUACGUUCCGGUGGAAAAGCGAGAACGUUGCGACGGCUGAGGUGGCCGAGACGCUGAAUCGGCAUCCUGCUGUGCUGGAGGCGAAUGUUUAUGGGGUGUCGGUGCCGAAUCAUGAAGGGCGGGCUGGGUGUGCGGCUGUUCAGCUGCGGGAUGGUGCGAAAGAUCCUGAGGCUGAGUUGAGGGAUUUGGCGGCGUUUGCGCGUGCCCGGUUGCCGAAGUAUGCUGUGCCGGUGUUUCUGCGAGUCGUAAAGCAUUCGACGCAUACGGAUAAUCAUAAGCAGAAUAAGGUUGCGCUGAGGGAGGAGGGCGCUGAUCCGGGCUUGGUGGGGACGAAGGUCAAGGGGGGGCAGGGGGACAGGUUUUUGUGGUUGAGGCCGGAGGACGAGAGAUAUGGGGUGUUUGGGGUUGAGGAGUGGAAAGGGAUUGUAGAAGGGAAAGUCAGGUUAUAG
Molecule: messenger RNA, 1896 nt
Organism: Aspergillus mulundensis
Lineage: Eukaryota; Fungi; Ascomycota; Eurotiomycetes; Eurotiales; Aspergillaceae
Product: putative very-long-chain acyl-CoA synthetase family protein (CefD1)
Exons: 3
Coding region: 1-1896 (631 amino acids)
Molecular function (GO): long-chain fatty acid-CoA ligase activity; long-chain fatty acid transmembrane transporter activity
Source: RefSeq, a predicted model, not a curated record